Messenger RNA from Aspergillus welwitschiae, 548 nucleotides. RefSeq names its product mitochondrial 37S ribosomal protein mS33. The transcript is spliced from 4 exons. Gene Ontology annotation, cellular component: mitochondrion. Lineage: Eukaryota; Fungi; Ascomycota; Eurotiomycetes; Eurotiales; Aspergillaceae. Bases 23 to 349 code for a protein of 108 amino acids. The record is from RefSeq and is a predicted model, not a curated record.
ACCCGAACACGCUGUGUCGACAAUGGCGGCGUCGUACAGCAGACUGCUUGAUCUGGUCAAGGUCCAAUGUCGGAUCUUCUCGCUGAACUUUAAUCCCGAGAGGAUGCGAUUAGGAAACAAGAUCCUACGACAGCGUCUGCGUGGCCCGGCACUUGCAGCAUGGUACCCGAGGAAGACCGUCUCAUUCCGCGACUUGCAGGACACGUACAGCCGCUCAGGUCUAACAAUGUUCGAUGAGGCUGAGGAUGAUCGCGAGGAAGCAAUCCAAAUUGCGAAGUUACGAGGGAAGGGCCGACCCAAAAAGAAAAGAACGGCUGCAGAGUCGCGGUCAGCGAAAAAGAAGAAAUAGAUUCCCCGUGGCAAGUAAUGUUGAACAGAUAGUUUUAUUGCAAAGGGUUAUCCACUAUGCUGUGCGAUAUGGCCUAUAUCGAAGCCAUUGGAUUAGUGCUCCCUUCAAGCUUAUCCGGUUUCAUGUUUUCUUCAUUACUGUUUUUCCUUGUUUUCUACAUUCUGGGUCUGUACAUUAUAAGAGUUAGAUAAAUCGAACA